This is a messenger RNA of Glycine soja, 811 nucleotides long. Its product is annotated as 50S ribosomal protein L12, chloroplastic-like. Gene Ontology annotation, cellular component: ribosome. Gene Ontology annotation, biological process: translation. Lineage: Eukaryota; Viridiplantae; Streptophyta; Magnoliopsida; Fabales; Fabaceae. The transcript has a single exon. The record is from RefSeq and is a predicted model, not a curated record. Bases 81 to 647 code for a protein of 188 amino acids. Gene Ontology annotation, molecular function: structural constituent of ribosome.
CCUAUCUUGAUCCUUCACUUCACUUCUUCCAUUCUCUCCCUCCCUCAAAUCCCAAACCAGCAAAAACCUUUCUUCACAAAAUGGCCUCAACAACUCUAACAACCCUCACCCUCCGCACGCUAUCUUAUCCUACACCCUCCUCUUCUUACCCUACGCACCUCUCCGCCAAACCCUCCUCCCUCCAAUUCCCCAAUCUCUCCCACCGCGCCGCCACCACGCGCCGCCCCCGUGUCGUCGUCUCCGCCGUUGAGGCGCCGGAGAAAAUCACCAAGCUCGGCGACGAAAUCGCCGGACUCACGCUCGAGGAGGCCAAGAACCUCGUCGACUUCCUCCAGGACAAGCUCGGCGUCUCCGCGGCGGCGUUCGCCCCUGUGGCAGUCGCCGCGGGUGCCGGCGGCGCUGUGGCGGACGCGCCGGCGGUGGUUGAGGAGAAGACGGAGUUCGACGUGGUGAUCGAGGAGGUGCCGAGCAACGCUCGAAUCGCGGUGAUUAAGGCGGUGAGGGCAUUGACGAACCUAGCGCUGAAGGAGGCGAAGGAGUUGAUCGAAGGGUUGCCGAAGAAGUUCAAGGAAGGGAUUUCAAAGGACGAAGCUGAAGAUGCGAAGAAGCAACUCGAAGAAGCUGGUGCCAAGGUUACCAUUGCUUAAACACUGUUUAGCUGCAGCAUAUAUGUUCUGCUUCUUCUUUUGUUGGUUGUAGUUGAGUUCACCAGUACACUGUAAUUUCAUUUCCAUUUUGUCUGGAUUUCAAUCUUUUAUUUGUAAUGAGGAAAUAUGAGUUCUUAUUUUUAUAUUAUUUUUUUUAAUGCGUA